Molecule: messenger RNA, 6930 nt
Organism: Clupea harengus (Atlantic herring)
Lineage: Eukaryota; Metazoa; Chordata; Actinopteri; Clupeiformes; Clupeidae
Gene: clstn1
Product: calsyntenin 1
Biological process (GO): homophilic cell-cell adhesion; positive regulation of synaptic transmission; positive regulation of synapse assembly
Cellular component (GO): cell surface; postsynaptic membrane
Molecular function (GO): calcium ion binding
Source: RefSeq, a predicted model, not a curated record
CACUGGGCAAUAGGCACAGCUAGCACUCCCACAAUAACAGUGUUGACGUCACGCUACCAUCUCUCCCGUUGGAUACAGCUGCAAAACUGCGAGAGAGGGGGUGAUUGAAGGGAAUAGCUAAGCGGCGGUGGCGGCGGCAGCCAUCUUAGAACUAUCGCGGUUGCCGUAUUACAUCUUCUGGAUAUUUAUUUACAGGGUGCAUUAUAAUUGACCGCGUUGACGAGGACUAGAGAAGAGUGUUUACGUCUCCUGUGUUUUUUACUUAAAAAACGGGAUGAAGUUCCGUAGGUAUAAACCCUUAGCGUCUGCAAUCGGACUGGUCCUAGGACUAUUAUGUGCGGUGGAGGCAGCCAAAGUUAAUAAGCAUAAGCCAUGGAUCGAGACCACAUAUCACGGCAUCGUCACCGAGAAUGAUGACAAGGUGCUGCUGGACCCUCCCCUGAUCGCCCUGGACAAGGACGCCCCGCUGCGCUAUGCAGAGAGUUUUGAGGUGAUCUUCACCAAGGAAGGAGAGAUCUGUGGCUUCCGGAUCCACGGCCAAAAUGUCCCCUUCGAGGCGGUGGUGCUGGACAAGUCCACGGGCGAGGGGGUCAUUCGGGCCAAGGACAAGCUGGACUGCGAGCUGCAGAAGGAGCACACCUUCACCAUCCAGGCCUACGACUGUGGCGAGGGUCCUGAUGGAGCUAACAUGAAGAAGUCCCAUAAGGCUACUGUCCAUAUCCAGGUGAAUGAUGUGAACGAGUACUCACCCGUAUUCAAGGAGAAGUCCUACAAGGCCACCGUCAUUGAGGGCAAGAAGUACGACAACAUCCUGAAGGUGGAGGCUGUGGACGCCGACUGCUCCUUCCAGUACAGCCAGAUCUGCAGCUAUGAGAUCGUCACCCCUGAUGUGCCCUUCUCCGUCGACAAGGAUGGCAACAUCAAGAACACAGAGAAGCUCAACUACAGCAAGGAGCGCAUGUACAAGCUGACCGUGACCGCCUACGACUGCGGGAAGAACCGGGCCUCCGAGGACGUCCUCGUCAAGAUCAACAUCAAGCCCACCUGCAAACCAAGCUGGCAAGGAUUUAAUAAGAGAAUCGAGUAUGAGCCUGGCACUGGCAGCCUGGCCCUGUUUCCCAGCAUGCACUUGGAGACCUGCGAGGAGCCAAUCACCUCUAUCCAGGCCACCAUUGAGCUGGAAACCAGUCACAUUGGCAAGGGCUGUGACAGAGACACGUAUUCUGAGAAGUCCCUGCACAAGCUUUGUGGCGCCAGUGGCAAUACCGUAGAACUUCUGCCCACUCCCAGCAACAUUGCCAACUGGACCGUGGGGCUGCCCACAGACAAUGGGCAUGACAGUGACCAGGUGUUUGAGUUCAACGGCACGCAGGCCAUCAAGAUCCCUGAGGGCACAGUGAGCACUAGCCUGAAGGAGCCUUUCACCGUCUCUGUGUGGAUGAGGCAUGGCCCCGGGGCCCGUGAAAAAGAGACCAUCCUCUGCAACUCUGACAAGACAGAGAUGAACAGGCACCACUACUCGCUGUACGUGCACAACUGCCGCCUGGUGCUGCUCCUGAGGCAGGACCCCACCGAUGCCGAGAGCUACAAGCCCGCCGAGUUCCACUGGAAGCUGGACCAGGCGUGUGAUAAGGAAUGGCAUCAUUACGUGCUGAACAUCGAGUUCCCCUCUGUGACCCUGUUCGUCGACGGUGUCACCUUCGAGCCGUUCCUGGUAACCGAGGACUACCCCCUGCAUUCCUCCAAGCUGGAAACCCAGCUUACCAUCGGAGGCUGCUGGCAAGACGGCUCAGAAGUUCACAAUGAGACAGAGGCCGUGUCUGAGCCUCCCACAGGUGGUAGUGCCCACAUGGCUCAGUUCUUCAGGGGCAACCUUGCUGGCCUCAUGAUCCGCUCAGGCAAGCUGGACAACAAGAAGGUGAUCGACUGCCUGUACACCUGCAAAGAGGGCCUGGACGUGCAGCUUCCCGAGGAGGUGGCCACCACUGUGAAGGUUCAGUCUAAUCCCAACCAGUCCUCCAUCACCCUGGAGGGCGAUGACAUUGAGAGCUUUGAGAAGGUCAUGCAGCACAUCUCCUACCUGAACUCCAGGCAGUUCCCCACGCCCGGCAUCAGACACCUUCGCAUCUCCACCACUGUCAAGUGCUUCAAUGAGGAGGCGUGCAUCUCCGUACCCGACUCCGAGGGCUACGUGAUGGUGCUGCAGCCAGAAGAGCCCAAGAUCAGCCUGAGCGGCAUCGACCACUUCGCCCGCGGCGCUGCCGACUUUGAGAGCGCCGAGGGUGUCACCUUCUUCCCUGAGCUGCGCAUCGUCAGCACCAUCACCCGCGAGGUGGAGCCGGAGGCCGAGACCGAAGGAGAGGACGACCCCACGGUUCAAGAGACAGUGGUGUCCGAGGAGAUCAUGCACAACCUGGACACGUGCGAGGUGACUGUGGUGGGAGACGACCUGGACGGCGAGCACGAGAGCCUGGAGGUGGACCUGACCCAGGUGCAGCAGCGCGGCCUGGAGAUGAGCUCCUCCAACGUGGGCAUGAUCAUCACCGGCGUGAACACCAUGGCCAACUACGAGCAGGUGCUGCACCUGAUCCGCUACAGGAACUGGCACACGGAGGCCCUCUUCGACAGAAAGUUCAAGCUGGUCUGCUCCGAGCUCAAUGGCCGCUACAUCAGCAACGAAUUCAAAGUGGAGGUGAACGUCAUUCACACGGCCAAUCCCAUGGAGCACGCUAACAAUGCCAUGGUUCAGCCUCAGUUCAUCAGCCCAAUCCACCACGCCUCCGUGGAUCUCUCCGGACACAACCUGGUCAACGCUCACCAGGCUUCAGUGGUGCCCAGCGCCGCCACCGUCGUGAUCGUGGUGUGUGUGAGCUUCCUGGUGUUCAUGAUCAUCCUCGGCGUGUUCCGCAUCCGCGCCGCCCACCAGAGCACCAUGAGGGACCAGGAGAACGGCAAGGAGAACGAGAUGGACUGGGACGACUCUGCGCUCACCAUCACCGUCAACCCCAUGGAGACAUAUGAGGACCAGCACAGCAGCGAGGAGGAGGAGGAGGAGGAAGAGGAGGAGAGCGAGGAAGGCGAGGAGGAGGACGACAUUACCAGCGCUGAGUCGGAGAGCAGCGAAGACGAGGAGGGAGCCGAGCAGGAGGACCAGCAGGGGGCCAGCAGACAGCAGCAGCUGGAGUGGGACGACUCCACACUUACCUACUAAGCACACACACACACACACACACACAUAUACAUACAGACACACGCCUGCACACCUUUUCAAACACACCUACACACACUCUCUCACCAACACCACCACCAAACCCAACCCUUCUCUCUCACCUGUCAGUCAGUGGGGACCUAUCGUCCUCCCUGCACACACCCCCACCCCCCCCACCCCCAACCCUUCCUAAGGAGCCAUGAUUAUUAAAACAAAAAAACCUUAAAAGCAAAACAAGUAUAUAUGAAUAUAUAUAAAUCUCUAUAUAUCUGGUGUCUGUUGUUACAGAUGUGGCAGAUUCAGCUUCAUUUCCACCGGCCUAGGCUUCCCUGUUGUCAUCUUUUAGUGGUGGUCAGAAGUGUAGUAUAGUUUUGAAAGGAUAGCUGAGGUCGUUUUUUUUAUUUAUAUUUAUGGGUUGUUGUUCAUUUUUUAAAUCCCAGGGAAGCUUGGUGUAGAUUUUUUUGCAUUGUUUUGAGCUAUGUGAGGACACAACCUUGCACCUUUUUUAUUUUCUUCCUUACACAUGUAAAGUCUUUUAAACCGGAGAAUGAUUUGAUGUAUAUUUCUUGCACACUGCAUUACUAAUUUGUUUGCCACAGAAAUGCGAAAGAGGCUUGGACUCCUUGCUUUGUUUGUUUUUUCUUUCUUUCUUUUUUUCUUUCUUUCUCGUGCACUUGUGAGGGUCACACAAGGAGAGAAGCAGGAGAUAAAUGCUUUGAACAUUUGAACAAUUUGCCAUAGUUACGUUUGCUCUCCUAUCAUUUGCCUCUUUUCUUCAGUGCAUGAGAAAAUACAUUUGCAGAGUCAUGUGUAGAGGAUGAAGUUGCUUUUUUUGAUAUUUUGUAAAUACAAACGAGACCAUGUAAUUAGUCUGUGUGUGUGUAGUGAUGGCCUGAACCACGGGUUCCAAGUACAGUAUAUAUUAUAAUGACGCAGUAACCUGCUGUAGAUUGUUCGUGUCUCAAAUGCUUUUAGCAUGUUUUAAAAGAUUAAUUGGCAAAACUCUUCCUUCAUGCUUCUGUGAGAAACAUCUUCUUCAAAGAGAGAAACCCAUGACAAAAAACAAAUCCGUGAGGUUUCUAGGGUAAAGUGUCACUCAUUUUGUCUUUGUUUUAAGAUGAGGGCCUCGGACUUGAUCAGUCUGUUGGUUAUCAUUUUGCUAAUCUUUGCCAAGCUUAGGAAACAUGCUCCAAUGCUAAGCUUUGAUGUUUUUUCCAUUCCUGUGAUGGCCUCUUGAUAUAGGCCCAAUCUCAAUCACCAUGUUGGAGGUGAUAGACGUACGUACGAGUUACAUGCGGUACAGAUAAAGUCACACCUGCAGAUGUGCAAUCUUUAGAGGUGAUAGGAUCAACUCUUCCUGUCAUCUAACAUAAGACCCUACCGGAACCAAGGCUAGAAUUUCCCUCUUAGAGGCCCUCAGUGACAUUGGUCGUUCUGCCAUGUUGUCGUCUUACCAAACAGACUUUGGGACUGACGGAAGAAGAGGUGUGUCUCAAGAUUCUGAGCUUUACAAGAAUCCAAUCCAGUAACAAGUACACUGUUGCUUCUUGAAUGACGAUUUAAAAAUGCUAUUAGACGUUGUAUGUCAGCUACACUGCAAAAAAAAAAGAGUAAUGAAUAGUUUAACCUUGACAAAAGUGUAACACUUGAUUAAUUUUACAUUGUUCUAUCACUGUCAUCAUAGUAAUAGGUAGUCUCAUUCUGUUCAGGAAUACUGGAUUACCUUAUUUGAAGUUCGUAGGCUUUUGGCAAUGGGACUGCUGUAUUCUUGUGAAAUUGUGAAAAUUGAUCAGGUGUUACCAUUUUUAAUUGUAAAAUUCUGAAAAAUAUUUUUUUUUGCAGUUGACCACAAUGUUUUAUUUUACACGCAACUGUGCUGUAGUCAUGUUAUGUUUGUUUACAUUUGGUGAACUUAUUUUCCUUCUGCUAAUAGUAAGAAAUGUAUACAACCAAUUGGGAGGACGUGUCUGGUAUUGUUCUCAUGCUAUAUAUACUGUAUUUCCAUUGAAAAGUGAUUGUCCCUUUACCCCCCCCCCCCCCAAAACUGGACAAAUAAAUGUUUACCCUUCACAAAAAUGACUUAUAGAUGAAAUUGUAUUCAUGAGAUGAAUUGAACAAAUGAUUUAAGCAACAUACAGAUGUUAUAGAAUGUGAAAAAGCUCAGUAUGAUCUGUGGUCUGAAACCUAAAGAAUGUUAAAGGUACGCUAGCUGGGCCAAAGAUGCUCUAAAAAAAAAACCAUCUUGAGGCAAGCAACCACGUGUUGUGAUGGUCAUCAGUGCCCAGCAGUGAAAGGAUCUUAUAGUUGUGAGCCGGUUCUGUAAGGCCAGUGAGUUAAGUUAGUUUCUGUUAUAUCCUUAUUUUUCUUUGCUUCCCUCAUUACAGAAAAGGGCCUGAGGGAGAGGUCCAGAUUUAAGCUGGUGAAGUUGGGAGUGCCUUUUGCCUAUCACAGCGAAUUAACACAAUUAACUAAUAAAGACAUAAAAAAUCAUACUCAUCCACGCCACAGUCCUGGUGAUUUUUGUUUUUACCUUGUUUUGUAAUUAUUUAAUGCUAGAUUUGUUACAGAUGCAGGGGGAGUGAUUUUAUUCUUUUUUUAUUGUGUUGUAAUUUGGGUUACUGGGGGUCAACUGCUAGUUUAAUCAAAAUGUGAAAGUUUUAAUUGUCCUAAAUAGUUGUGUUGUGUUCACGUUGUGUAGAGAAAGUAGGUCCAUAUUGUUAUCAUCGAUAGAUAUUGUGCUCAGUCAUGUUUAAGGAAAUCCACUUCUAAAAAGCUGUACAUUAUUGAGAUGCUCUAGGCAGCAAUAUGUGGGUAUGAAUUUACCAAUCUGUAUAGUGAAAGGCCAUUUUGAAGUGUAUUGCCUGAUUUCCUGACAAAAACAAUAUGUAGAGAGCAGCAUGAAAUUCACUACAAGCCGCAAAAAUAACCAGUUCUCUACAGAAUUCACACAGCAUUCUUGUCAUAGUCUUUCACAGACACGAACACACAGACAAUGAGUUGGUAUCACGAUUUUCCCUUCUUUCCUAUCCACUUGUUAAGUCAUUCUAAAACCAGUUGAGGUUGCUUUAGGAACCACAGGAUCAAUACAUAAACCAUUCCAUUUCAAGUCCAGAUUUGACUUUGUUGUACAUUUGUAUGCAAAAAAUAAAGUUACAUUGGGUUGUAUUUUUGCUUAAUCCUCUCUAUAGUUUGGAGCAGAGUGUUGGAAGAAAUUCUGGCCUCUCCUAUUGCUGGUCACAUGACUUGCUGUGGUCACCCAAGACAUUUUUUGUCAUUAUGGGAUGUAAUGCAAUAUCCAUCACCCUGCAGGAGAAGCACUUAGAUAAGACUAAAGUUGAGGGGAGGGGUGCUUGAUAAACAAAGUAUUGUCUUAGCAUGAACAGCUCAGCUAUUACAUUUUGUGUCUAUUACACAUGGGGCACUGGGGUUUGGGGGGUUGGCAGAAGAAUAAAUAUACUACUGAUUCUCAGACUGUCUGACUCACAGGCAUACACCUUCUCCAAUGUCAUUGUCUACCUUUUUUGGUUCCUUGUAUUUUAUUAGAUUUUUUUGCUCUUAAAAAACGGAAGGCACAAAGAAUGGAUGUUUUUAGAACUGUUGGAUGCUCCCUUUGUGCUUGUCAGGGCUGCACUCACUUUUCUACCAUUCAAAGGCAGAUUAUGGUGAAGUUGAUGCUUGCUCAUGAACAACAAUAAAGGAAGACAAGAUGGGAUACAAAGUGG